Molecule: messenger RNA, 2109 nt
Organism: Penicillium expansum
Lineage: Eukaryota; Fungi; Ascomycota; Eurotiomycetes; Eurotiales; Aspergillaceae
Product: fungal specific transcription factor domain-containing protein
Exons: 4
Coding region: 1-2109 (702 amino acids)
Biological process (GO): DNA-templated transcription
Molecular function (GO): zinc ion binding; DNA binding
Source: RefSeq, a predicted model, not a curated record
AUGCAUUUCGACUCAACGCUGCCCACGGAACUACUGAUCACUCAAAAUGUCACCAACACAUUCCAUAUAUCUGGUGAGUCUUCGGCCGGGGCGGGAAUCUCUGUUCCCCCUGGGGAUCCAAGCCCAGCUGCGAGCUCGGGGAUAACAGCCCGUUCGAGCGCAUCAAAACGGAACAUGCUAUUUCAAGAGCAGCUGGGCCAACACGAGACGACUCGUUUCUCUGCUGUCUUUGUUGAAAACCAAGAUAGCUUUGGCGCUGUGAUGCUUGAUGCCACGAACUCCGACCACCACGAGUCAGGCCGAGAGCCUGAUGUAAUGGCCCGGUCUCGCGUGGAGUUGGCCGUUAGGACACUGCUCAACUUCCCCACAGCUCGUACAUGUGAGAUGUUGAUGACAGGAAUCCAUCAUAUCUAUGAUGUAUGGCUAUCACCCACCAUGAUCCAGCAGUGCUUGAAACAAGUAUGGGCAGAAUACGGCAGUGAGCUAGGGGAGCCUCGGACGCGGGAAUCUGUAUUGAGAGUGGCAAAUGAUCUAUUUCUCACCCACAAAAGGCCCCACUCAACACCUGAUUGCGAUACCGCAAGCAAUUCCGACCAUGCUUCCUGGAUAAACUGGUUUGGUGGACCUCAUCUACGAUGGGAAAUGAUCGGGAUCCUCUUCAGUUGGGCUGGGAUUGCGUUCAGAUGCAAACAAGAGUGGGACCCAGUAUUUAAUCUACCCGAGCAGUAUGGGCGGAAUCGCAACACUGCCGCAGACAAGAUGAGAGAGUGUGCUGCUGCCUGUGUGAGGCUUUGCGAAGGGAACUUUGAGAUCACCGAUACCAUGGUUAUUUGCAUGAAGAAUAGCACCAGACUGCAAAGCAUCAUUAUCAGUGACGAGAGUGACCGCGUACGAGUCGACUACGGAACUGUCCGCAGUGCUUUCAUAAGUGCAGGGUUGCACCGCCUCUCUCCUUCAAAGGAAAUCACCCCAUUUUCUCAACACCGAGCAUCACUCGCUUCGUCGAUGUAUUACCACGACAAAUGUCACAGUUUGUUCAAUGCGCGACCACCUAUGCUCAGUAAUCAUUACUGUCAAUGCCCUCUCCCACUCGAUUUAUGCGAGGAAGAUGUAUAUGGGGGCCGCGAAAGACUCACCAUGGCCAUUGGGAAGCUUGACUCAAAUGGUUGGAACACCAAUGGUCGCAUAUACACAACAACCUGGCUUCGAGCAUUGACGAUGCUUAGUCCUAUCCGGGAGGGAAUCCUGGAACUAACACUUAGUGUUAAUUCGAAUUUUACAAAAUCGCAGGUUGAAGACCUACAAGUUCAGUUAGGGAAGAUAGUUGCUUCAUAUCCUCAGCAUAUUCAGUAUCAGGGGAACUCCGAGUGGCACCCGCAGUCAGGUUCACGACUCCAUGAACGGAGUGCCCAUGAAGUCUAUGUUAUCACCCGCAUACAACUUGAUGUAUUGCAAUGCCAGUUCCUCCUCCAGCGCCUACUUGUAUCGCGAAAAUUCAGUGGGGGCCAGAACUUGUUCAAUAUCGCCCAAGAGACAAUGUCUGUUAUCCUGUCUCUCUGGCUUAACCGCGAUCAGCUACAGGAAUUCCACCAUGCCUUUGACUGGAUUACAGUAUCAUAUGGAAUGCCCUGUGCGGGGAUUUUAUGUGUCGAGCUUCUCCGAGCAAGUAAUCUAGUACCACCUGCCACACAAAGCGAGGUCCCAGCGACGACCGACAGUCACGAUUGUGUUAGAUUCUCACGGUCAGAAGUCGUCCAAACUCUGGUUAUGUUCAGAGCCUUACUUGACUGGAUACGGCCUACGGAUAACAAUGCGCAGCUCAGCAAGAAGUUCAAGACAGUUCUACAGAGAAUCAUUGACGCUGUGUUUGAUUCUUUGGGGUCGUCGUGUGGCAUGCAAACACAAGGGAUGCCGAACGAACAGCAGCCCCAGAGACACUAUGGUCCGCAAGAUCAGCAGUCUCCAGGGCAAAAUCUACCCACUGCGACGGGAAGAGAGCAUGACAUUGAUCCUGAGAUGAACACAUUUGAUGAUAUGGAUUGGCUGAACACCGUUGAUUGGACUCAGAAUGGCUGGCUUGAACAAAGUAAUCCACCUUUUCCGUAUUAA